This is a messenger RNA of Mirounga angustirostris (Northern elephant seal), 1695 nucleotides long. It is a transcript of the gene CRHBP, whose product is annotated as corticotropin releasing hormone binding protein. The transcript is spliced from 7 exons. Gene Ontology annotation, molecular function: corticotropin-releasing hormone binding. The record is from RefSeq and is a predicted model, not a curated record. Gene Ontology annotation, biological process: negative regulation of corticotropin secretion; hormone-mediated signaling pathway; negative regulation of corticotropin-releasing hormone receptor activity. NCBI's taxonomy places the organism in Eukaryota, Metazoa, Chordata, Mammalia, Carnivora, Phocidae. The coding region runs from base 136 to 1104 and encodes 322 amino acids.
CCUCCUCACUGCUCUAUAAAAGAGACCCAGCAAAGGGACCCUACCAGCUUCUAGCUCUCAGCCUGGGCGAAGGUGUGGGAAGCAAAGCCUGAGACCUUCAGGGAGGAGCAUACCAGCUGCAGAAGUCAGGCCAGCAUGUCUCCUUCUUUCAAACUUCAGUAUCACUUCAUUCUGAUCUUCCUGAUGGCUCUAAGAGGGGAGAACCGGUACCUAGAGCUGCGGGAAGCGGCGGACCACGACCCUUUCCUGCUCUUCGGCGCCAGCCUGAAGCGGGAGCUGGCGGGGGCGCCUCUGUACCACCGCGCUCUGCGGUGCCUGGACAUGCUGAGCCUCCCGGGCCAGUUCACCUUCGCCGCCGAUCGGCCGCAGCUGCACUGCGCCGCCUUCCUCAUCGCCGAGCCCGAGGAGUUCAUCACCAUCCACUACGACCUGGUCUCCAUCGACUGUCAGGGCGGCGACUUCCUGAAGGUAUUUGAUGGUUGGGUUCUUAAGGGGGAGAAGUUCCCCAGUUCCCAGGAUCAUCCUCUCCCCACAACCGAGCGGUACAUAGAUUUCUGUGACAGUGGUCUUAGCCGAAGGAGCAUCAGAUCUUCCCAGAAUGUGGCCAUGAUCUUCUUCCGGGUUCAUGAACCAGGAAAUGGAUUCACCUUCACCAUAAAGACAGAUCCCAACCUCUUUCCCUGCAAUGUGAUUUCCCAGACCCCCAGCGGAAGGUUUACCCUGGUAGUCCCGCAUCUGCGGCAAAACUGCAGCUUCUCCAUAAUUUAUCCCGUGGCGAUCAAAAUAUCGGAUCUUACCCUGGGACACUUAAAUGGUCUGCAGUUCAAGAACCCCUCAGCAGGUUGUGGGGGAAUAGGAGACUUUGUGGAGCUGCUGGGAGGACCUGGGCUGGACCCUUCCAAGAUGAUGCCUUUGGCUGACCUCUGCUAUUCCUUUCAUGGCCCUGCCCAAAUGAAAAUUGGCUGUGACAACACGGUGGUGCGCAUGGUGUCCAGCGGAAAGCACAUAAAUCGUGUGACUUUUGAGUACCGCCAGCUGGAACCGUAUGAACUGGAAAACCCAAGUGGAAACAGGAUCCAAGAAAUCUGUUUGUCUAGUCGUUGAGUAACCAACCCCAGUGAUUUACAAGCUGCUAGCUAAGUGAGUUUUUAAUAGCUAUUAUAUAUGAUUUUGAUGACCAGCUAGUUAAAAGCCUUUCAUACUCAGUAUUCCCAGGCUUCAGCACACAUUAGACACAUACACAAAACACACACACACACACAAGCAUACAUUAAUUUUUGUACCUUGCUUCUUUUUCAUUGUAAUAUAUGAAUGACCACAUGGUGGCAACUAGCCCCUCUUUGGUAGAAAAACAGUUUUCUGUAAUUCUUUGGUAUGCUACAAACCUGAACUGGUAAGAGAAGCACAAAGCAAUGGGCAAUAAGAAAUUGUAUCUCAAAAAAAAAAUUGUAUCUCCAGAGAAAAUGCCAUAAAGGAAUUAAAAUGGUGGUGUUCAUAUCAGUUUUGGAGCAGAAAAAAAUUGAAUGUCUGUGUAUACCAAAUUAGUUGUAUCUGUUGGUUUUCUGUUUGUUAUUCUAAUAGGCAAUAACUAUAGCUAUUCUUUAUUGAUUUGUAGCAUCUUGUUUCUAACAGAACUUUGUAGCAUGGAAAAAGUUUCCAUCCACAAAUACAAACAUGAAUAAAUAUAUCAGAAUG